Morchella sextelata is the source of this 1527-nucleotide messenger RNA. RefSeq lists its product as uncharacterized. NCBI's taxonomy places the organism in Eukaryota, Fungi, Ascomycota, Pezizomycetes, Pezizales, Morchellaceae. The transcript has 3 exons. The record is from RefSeq and is a predicted model, not a curated record. Bases 1 to 1527 code for a protein of 508 amino acids.
AUGGCUCAGAAAGCAGAUGACGAUUAUUUGAAGCUCUUCGAGGGCAUCGAAGAGCAACCAGAUACUACUACUACCAAACCAUCAGCCGAGAAUAUUGCGACCCAGCAAUCUGAACAAGAUAUACUUGCUGAGCUUGAUUAUCUCACUGCAGAACGUCCUAAGGCCGCAGUUUCUAGACCUCAUACCCCCCGUCUCGCCCCUUCACCUAGCACAAAGAGCUUCGAACGCAGCAGGACCCCCGCUGGCAGGAACAGUGGGGAGGGCUACGGCUAUGGCCUACCACCUAGUAGGAGAGAUAGCGGAGAUACUGGGAUGAAAAAAGCUGAAAGAACUUCCCUAGAUAUUGUCUCUCCCGCCACCCCCAGUACCGGGAAAGAGGCAAGGCAGGCUACUGCAUCUGGGAGUAACGCAGAAAGUAGUAUUAGUGGAGGUACCGUCGAUGCUACUUCUGCCACUUCUGCCACUGCUAUUAAUGCUGCUGCUGCUGGUGGUGGUGGUGGUGGCGGUGGUGCCAGUGGCGGAUGGGGCUGGGGCUCAAUUUGGUCAACGGCAACAGCAGCGGUCAAGACUGCCGAAGGAAUGGUCAAAGAGAUUCAGCAGUCGGAGGAAGGGAAAAAAUGGGCUAGUCAGGUCAAGGGCAAUGCUGAAGUAUUGCGUGGUCUAGCUGGAGACGUUCGCUCCCGCGCACUUCCCACAUUCACCACACUUCUUCAUACACUUGCUCCCCCGAUUUCUUCUCAUGAGCAACUCCGUAUACAUAUUACUCAUGACCUAGAGAACUACCCCUUCAUUGACAAUGUUGUGUAUGGGGUAUUUGAUCGGGUCAUGCAGCAAGUAGAAGGCGGUGAUUUACUCGUUGUACAGCGAGGUGGGGGUUCUAAACCUCGCUCUUCACUGGACACAGCAUUCAGCGGCGGCCCUUGGUGGAAGGGAAUGGAAAAGAGAAACCUAAAUGCCACUUUGGGCCUCGAGGAAGGUGUCAAGCUUGCUCGUGCAGCAACAGAUUCAUAUUCCCAGGAAUUUGCCUCAAAGUCUGAUACCAUUCCCGAUAUCCCGUCGAAAGAUAACCCAACUCGAAAGUCGAACAUCUUCCUUGCAAUUCAGCCCACUGUUUAUACGCAACAGCCCGUCGGAAACCUGGGGGUCUCAGAUGACAAGGAAGAAAAAGAGCAAGUUAUCGUAUUUGCUAUACAUCUACAUGACCCUGUAAAUUCCCUAUCAUUUUCUACCGUCUCACAGGCACUCCCGGCCCAGUGGCUGGAGUGGCUGGACGCCCCUGCACCGAAAGACACCCAACCUGGCGAUUGGGCACUUCCUGAGGUCAUCCGUAACAUGGUAGAUAUGGGGGGCAUUGAUCCUCGAGAAUGGAUAGUUGAGUGGGUGGAGGAGGCGGUCGGGCUAGCUGUAGGCGUUGUAGCACAGAAAUACGUUGCCAAGAGGAUGCGAGUAGGCGACUCAAUUGGCGAACCGAUAAUCGAGAAAGAAGGAGGGGGAGGGGGGGAGGAGGCAAGAGCCAUCGGAUUAUAA